AUGUAUUUAGACACCAGCGGGCAGCAGCAGACUAGCGAGUGGCACCCUCCCUCGGGAGGUCGGUCGGAGUCGGUCGGGGGAGCUCGACUUCCUUGCUCGGGCGGUGCAGCAGUGCACCUGCAGCAGCUGCAACAGGCGAGGCUCUUCCCGGGUGGUAGGCGCUCGAUGACCGCUGCAAGAGCAACGUCCUUCGACAGCGGAUCCAGCGUACUCGGUCUUUGGUAUGCUCACGUCGACCGUAUACCAUACGACGCGCACCUGUAA
This is a messenger RNA of Macrosiphum euphorbiae (potato aphid), 264 nucleotides long. The record is from the annotation of a GenBank genome assembly. NCBI's taxonomy places the organism in Eukaryota, Metazoa, Arthropoda, Insecta, Hemiptera, Aphididae.